Molecule: messenger RNA, 3876 nt
Organism: Colletotrichum gloeosporioides
Lineage: Eukaryota; Fungi; Ascomycota; Sordariomycetes; Glomerellales; Glomerellaceae
Product: Extragenic suppressor of kinetochore protein 1
Exons: 5
Coding region: 1-3876 (1291 amino acids)
Cellular component (GO): cytosol; nucleus
Molecular function (GO): protein phosphatase regulator activity; protein phosphatase binding
Source: RefSeq, a predicted model, not a curated record
AUGUUCUGGCGAUUUGGCGGCUACGCCAACAUCUCCACCAUCGAUACCAUCCUCGAGAAGCCAGACUUCACCGUCGAAGACCUGCUCGACGAGAGCGAUCUCAUCCAGGAGCUUAAGCAGCACAACACAAAGCUUAUCGAAUACCUCCGAGAGGAUAACGUCCUCAAGACCCUGCUCGAAUAUGUCGUUGCCCCGAAACUAGAGCCCGUCGCCACCCCGGCCGACAUCGAAGAACCCAAAGAAGCCCCGGCCGACGAGUCCAAAGGCAAGGGCCGCCUGCUCCCCUUCUCAAGACCCCGCGCGUCCUCUCGCGCCACAGACACCGACAAUGAAGAAGAGGAGCAAGAAAAGAAGCGCAAUCGCUAUGCUUACGUCGCUGCCGAGGUGCUAUCUUCCGACACCUGGUCCAUCUACGAGGCCUUGAUGGAAAACCAGCCCUUGAUUCGCGAGUUUUGGCAAUUCUUGAAGCGCCCUACCCCGCUGGACCCUCUCCAGGCCAGCUAUUUCACAAAGGUCAACGAGGCCCUGUUCGACAAGAAGACGGAAGAAAUGGUCAUUUUGCUCAAGUCCCUUCCGGAUGCCGUGUCAGAUCUGCUGCGCCACGUUGAAUGCCCCAUGAUUAUGGACCUGCUGUUGAAGAUUAUUGCUCUGGACCGCACCGAGGGCGGCCAGGGUGUUGUCGAGUGGCUGUACUCCCAGGACGUCGUGCCUACCCUGCUUACUUGCCUGAGCCCCGAACACAGCUGGGUCGUCCAGACGGCUGCCGGCGAUUUCAUCAAGGCCAUCAUCACCAUUUCCGCCAACGCGUCACAAAACGAGCAGCAGUGCAUCGGCCCCAACGAGCUUACGCGGCAGCUGGUGUCGCAGCCUUGCGUCGAGCAGCUCAUAAAGUACAUGCUAGGAGGCGGAAACCCGUUGACGGUUGGUGUGGGCAUCGUUAUUGAGGUAAUCCGCAAGAACAACUCGGAUUACGACCCCGAUGUCGGUACCGAAUCCAGCUCCAUGCCCUCGAGCAGAGACCCAAUCUACUUGGGAACUCUCCUGCGCCUGUUUGCGCAGCACGUGCCCGACUUUGUCAACCUGAUCAUGAACGCACCCGCUCACAGGGAUCGCUUGGAAUCCACCUUUGGCGAGAAGAUAGAGCCUCUCGGCUUCGACCGAUUCAAGACCUGCGAGUUGAUGGCCGAGUUGCUGCACUGCAGUAACAUGGGCUUGCUCAACGAGGUUGGUUCCGAGGACGUGAUUGCGGUACGGGACGCCGAGCGUCAGCGACUGAGGACGGAAGGCAAGCUCUCCCCCAACCGGGGCGAGGAGGCCCAGUCCACCGACGACCUGACCAUGCGCAUCGGCCACUCAUCUCCAGAGGAGGGUCGCCGACUGGAAGUGACCAACAUCUCAGAUGACGACGGCUUCGAGGAGGUCGAACCCAGCCGCGAAAUGAACGAGGAUACUUCCCACGAAUUCGUCAAGGCCGAGGAGGAGAUUCCUGUUGCUGCCCCGGCGUCGUCAUUCUUGGAUAGAGACGAAGACGAUUUCGUGGACGAACCCCUGAGCUCCCCCAGACUCAACGUGGCAGACGACAAAAUCAAGGAGCAGAGAUUCGAUGAUCCCGACCUGGUCGUUGCGCCGCUCUCACCCAGCAAGAACAAGGCACCCCUCGGCGAGGAGAGCCCUGCUGCCACGGAAACCAAGAUCGAGGAAGAGAAGCCGACGGAGACCGAAGCCAAGACCGAGGCUCCCGCCGCCGAGGAGCAAAAGCCAGUGGAGACUAAAGAUGAGUCCAAGGAGGACGCUUCGGAAAAGACUGCGGAAGACGUGACGAUUUCCAAGGUUGGAGAGAUGUCUUUGGAUGAGAAGGCCAACCAAAGCGCUGUCUCGGAAGAUUCUAGCCAGAAGGGUGACGAGUCUGACUCCUCUGUCGUCUACACCCCCAGCGCGACCGAGUCGGAGGCCAAGACGGAGCCGGCUGAAACAGCGCCGGCCGCACCCGAACCCCCGAUCUCUCCCCGACCGGAAGAUAUGCCUGCGCCGCUCUUUGCCAAGUCUUCUCCUGCCAAGACGGAGGACAAGGAGGCCGAGUCAGAAGCUGCGCCUGCCCCGGAAGUUCCGAUGGCUCCAGAGGUACCCGCAGCGCCAGCACCCCCCGGAGCGGACUCAGACCAGCCGCCUGCCGUCCCUGAGCGGCCCGACCCCAGCACUGUGAAGCCGGUAGUUGGCGACUACCUUAAGCAGCAAUUUGUAGAGUAUCGCGUUGUGCCCACCAUCCUAUCAUUUUUCUUCGCGUACCCGUGGAACAACUUUCUCCACAACGUGGUAUAUGAUAUCGUUCAGCAGGUCUUUAAUGGCCCAAUGGACAGGGGCUUCAACCCUACCCUGGCCGUAUCGUUAUUCGAGGCCGCAGACAUCACUAGUGCCAUAAUCCAAGGCCAGCUCGCUAGCGACGAGUCCCAGGCCAAGAUCAAGACCCGCAUGGGCUACAUGGGUCACCUGACGCUGAUCGCUGAAGAGGUGGUCAAGUUUACGGAACGACACCCUCCUGAGCUGCUGUCAGAGACGGUUCUUGAGCGGGUGAUGGACCCUAGAUGGAUCAACUACGUGGAGGGAGCCCUCGCGGAGACCAGAGAGCGUGAUAACGCCAUUCUUGGUGGUGUCCGACCAGAGGUGGCCCUUGGCAACCGCGCCGGCAUGUCUGGCAACGGACUGGCCGCGGUUGGCCUUUCUGGCCUUGGCUCAUCCUUUUCCAACUCUGGAGGAAACACCGGGUCAAGCGCCCUGGCCGAUGCCGGACUCAACGGCAACAUGGACCUGCAGGAGAAUAGCGGCAACGGAAUCGGACCUUUUGCCAUUAGCUCGGGUACUCUCAUGUCUGGUUUCGGCAGCUCCAGCGACGAGGAAGACGAAGGUGAAGAAGAGAACGAGGACGACGUCAACAAUGAGUACGCAGAUGAAGUUAGAAGGUCCCCUCGCGGUCACGUUUUCCAUGAGGACCACGCCUACGCUGGCCAUGGCAUUGGACUUGGGCUUUUGGGCAAUGAGGACGAUGAUGAUGACGAACCGGUUAUUGUGUAUCGAGAUGGCGAGACGGGCGGCGAAGAGGAACCAGAUGAGGAAAUGAGUAUGUUCCGGGCUUAUACCGACCCAUUGAACAACUCAUCAUCAUCUCUUAACCCGCCAUCCAUCCCGCCACCGCCGCCGCCUCCGCCACCGCUGAACAUUCCUCCUUCCAGAGCCCGCCUCCAGCUGGCAGCCCGGCUCGCCAUGCACCAGAAGAACAACGCCGCAGCAGCGGCAUCGCGUGAGGACGGCGACGAGGACGCCAAGGACGAAAAGAGCGAGGACGAGGGGGAACGGCUCAAGAACCCGUUCGCGGACGACGAGGAAGAUGAAGAUGCCGACAGCGACGAUGAAGAUAACGACAGCCAUCACGGUUCUGGAGCAGCUGGGGCGGUGACUGGCGCGUGGGGUGCGUCAGGCCGGGGAUCAUGGUGGCGCGGGGUAUCGCGACGGGGCGGCAAUCAACGAUUCGACGGGCAAGACGACUCGGACGACGAGGUGGACGACGACGAUGAGGAGUUUGGGGACUUCGCCAUGCCUGAAGUUGACCCGGCGCCGGGAUCUGACGGGGACGACAACGUCAUCCUGAAGCCUCUUGCGGUGCACCCGCCUGGGUCUGGAGGCAAGGCGUUUGGGAGCCUGUGGCCGUUUGGCAGCGCCAAGGACGGCCAGGACGAGAAGAGCGAGAAGGAAGGCGAGGAGACGGUGACGGGAGAGGAUGAGAAGCCUGUGCAGGCGGCCGUGGAGGCGGCGCGGCGGACGAGCAUUGAGGAGGCGGAUGACGAUGAGGAGGUUGUCGUGCAGAAGCCGUCGAGCCUGUGA